AUGAAUCCACCCACUUUGCCGACCGAAGAGGUCAUACCGUUGAUUAUGAGGUCAGUGGCAUGCGCGUCUCAGAUUGGGGAUCAAUUGUGUGAGUAUGGUUACACGCAACUGGCUCAAGUAGUCGCCGAGCAGACGGACACCCCCGUGGAUCUGACGCCCAGUUCAAAAUUGGCAGAAUUACUUUACAUCGCAAAGGAGCAAG
Molecule: messenger RNA, 202 nt
Organism: Acaulospora colombiana
Lineage: Eukaryota; Fungi; Glomeromycota; Glomeromycetes; Diversisporales; Acaulosporaceae
Source: the annotation of a GenBank genome assembly